Helobdella robusta is the source of this 1335-nucleotide messenger RNA. RefSeq lists its product as hypothetical. The record is from RefSeq and is a predicted model, not a curated record. NCBI's taxonomy places the organism in Eukaryota, Metazoa, Annelida, Clitellata, Rhynchobdellida, Glossiphoniidae. The transcript has 10 exons. The coding region runs from base 1 to 1335 and encodes 444 amino acids.
AUGGCUAUAGGUCAGUUUCACCAGUGCACAUUCAUCUUACUGACACAACACCUUUGCAUGUGCAUAAGUCGCCUUAGAAAUGAUUCAAGACUUUUGGAGAAGAUUUCACAGCAACGAGGCACAUCUACUCUCAACAAGACAUUAAAUAGGCAGCUUUCCACUCAAACAGCAAGUAGAAGCAGAAGGUCUCAACCGGCUGCAUCGCAACGGAAACUGAAACAACUGAAAGAGUCGGAGGACGCGCUGAGAGAUAAAGAGAGACAACUCGAACAAUUUGAAAAGAAACUUUUGGCAACUGACAUGGAAAACAAAAAAAUUUUAGAAAACAUAGAAAACAUUUGCACUGCUCUGGAGAAUUCAAACGAUUCAGCAGCAGCAGCAGACAAGCAUCAUAGAGACCUGGCUAUGGAGCCAGACGUGAAUCAACUUGGCAGGUACCAACUACUCCUGCAGGCACUGGCCCUAAAAAUCGAUGACUUCACUACUUUGCUGAAGAACAUCAAGGAGGAUAUGCUGUUCAACUCCUCGCCGGCAUUGACGGAGGUGCAGAUGGAUCACCUGGUGACUCAGAAGAAACUUCUGGAGAGGGAUCUUCGGAGGUUUGAUGAAGUCUUCAGCUUUUUGAGGAGGGAGAUGAUCAGACUGCUGGAGGAGAGGCCCAACUUCAUCCAGUUGAACGUCGAAAGGGAUGAUCUCCUCAAUAAAGUUCACAAACUAAGCAAGGCACACGAGGUGGCCGACUUGAAGAAGAUGAGCCUGGAGAAGAAUGAUGUCCUGUCUGAGUUGGAGGCUCUGAAGUCGGAACAUCUUCAGAACGUGAACAGCAUGGAAAGUUUGAAGCAGACGAAAGCACAUUUGCAGCGGGAACUGACGAACAAAGAAUCAGAACUUUCGAGGUUGACUAGUAAGGUUAAAAAUUUGGAGACCUCACUGCACGUCGAGAAGUCUUUGAAAGAAGAGUUGAAAGAAAAAGUGAAUGUGGAUAAGGAGAACUUUAAAAAAGCAGCGAGACUGCACAAAAUGAGAGCUGAUAAGAACGAGUCCAACCUGGCGAACGCGCAGACUGCACUGGUUGAGAAAAACUCCGAGGUUGAGAAACUCGUGGAGCAAAUGAACAGCAUGAAGUUACAAAUGGCCAAGAUGGCUAAGGAAAAGAUGAUGGCAGUUGCUGAACUCGAUAAUGUUAAGAGCGUCCAGCAAAAAAGGAAAAGUUCGGCAGGAGGUGAUGCUGAUGCGGAUGAUAAUGAUGACAACAGCUCAAAAAAACUUAAAGAAAUAAAGGGGACCAAGAUUUGUGGUAGCGUGGCCAAAAUUAGGCUGGCGAGCUUUUUUUGA